Messenger RNA from Phytophthora sojae, 1311 nucleotides. RefSeq lists its product as hypothetical. The transcript has a single exon. The record is from RefSeq and is a predicted model, not a curated record. Lineage: Eukaryota; Oomycota; Peronosporomycetes; Peronosporales; Peronosporaceae. Bases 1 to 1311 code for a protein of 436 amino acids. Gene Ontology annotation, molecular function: protein binding.
AUGGCGUGGGGUAAGAAGGCCGGCGUGGACGACCUGCUGCAGAAGCUGAGCAACCCCAAGACGGCCAAGAGCCUCUAUGUCAUGAGCACGCGCUCCAUCAGCGACGCGGACUUCGGGCGUCUGGCGUCGAGCAUCAGCGGCAACUCGCAGCUGGAGGAGUUGUAUCUGUCGGGCCACAAGGUGGGCGCCCAGGGGCUGCAGGCGUUCGCCGACUGCCUGGCGGUCAACUCGACGCUGAAGCACUUGAGCUUGGGCUCAGAGGCGCUCGGGGACGACGCGGUCAAGACGCUGAGCGCCGGUUUGGCCCGCAACGCGCAGUCGGCGCUGGAGAGUUGGGACCUCGAGUUCAAGUCGCUGGGCGUGGACGGCGCGGCGGCGGUGGGGGAGCUGCUUAAGACCAACAAGUCGCUCAAGACGGUGACGCUGUCGCGCAACCAGAUCGGGGACGAAGGAGUGAAGAAACUGGCGGAGAGACUGAGCGAGAACGCGGAGGCUGGCGUGAAGGAGCUCAGCGUGACGGACGUUGGCAUCUCGGGCGCUGGGUUGGACUCACUGGCUGCGCUGGUGGAGAAGGAGAGCUGCUCGCUCAUGACGCUGCAGGUGUCGUUCAAUGGACUGGAGACGGCGUCGUCCAAAUUCUUUGAUGCCUUCAAGACCAACAAGUCGCUGACGAAGCUGCAGAUGAAGGAGUGCAAGUUGACUGACGACCACGUUGCGGCGCUUGCGGCUGCGUUGAAGCAGAACUCGACGUUGGUGGAGGUGGAUCUGUCGGACAACGAGCUGACGCAGGCUUCGUGCGCUGCUCUGGCUGAUGGACUGCGUGAUAACAAGACGUUGAAGAUCCUGCGUCUCGAAAACAACAAGUGCCAGGACGAGGGCGCGGUGCAGCUGGCCGAUGUGCUCGCUACGAGCAACACGACUCUGACGUACCUCGAAAUGGGUAACAACGCCCUUACUAGUGUCGGCAUGACGCCUCUGCUGAAGGCCCAGUCGCUCAAGGAGCUGCACCUGUUCAACAACAAACUCGGUGAGGGUCUGAGCGAGCUGCUGCCGGCGCUGCUGGCGAACUCGGCCAUCGAGACGUUCGGCAUUGGAGCCAACCGGCUCCACGAGGCGCUGAGUGUCACGCUAUUCAAUGCGUUGCACUCGCACCCGUCCCUCAAGACGCUCGAGAUGGGAGGAAACACCCUCGGCCAGGAGGGCCACAACGCCCUCGACAGGCUCAAGGAGGCCAACCGCUCGCUGGACGUUGCUGUCGACAAGAACGCGGCAAACGAGGACGGCAGCUUUGACUUCCAGAACCAGCAGUAG